Messenger RNA from Lolium perenne, 3624 nucleotides. RefSeq lists its product as uncharacterized. The record is from RefSeq and is a predicted model, not a curated record. Gene Ontology annotation, biological process: positive regulation of transcription by RNA polymerase II. Gene Ontology annotation, cellular component: nucleus. Gene Ontology annotation, molecular function: acyltransferase activity, transferring groups other than amino-acyl groups; RNA polymerase II transcription regulatory region sequence-specific DNA binding; chromatin binding. NCBI's taxonomy places the organism in Eukaryota, Viridiplantae, Streptophyta, Magnoliopsida, Poales, Poaceae.
UCCCAACCCACACGAAGAGUCCCCCCUCCCCUCUCCUCGCGACUCGACGGCCCGCACGCUCGCCGUCGCCGCCGCAGCCGCCUCGCCGCGCCUCGAUUCCACCCCAAUCGCCGAUUCCAACCCCAAAAAAUCCGCCGCGCGCAGGCUGCUCUGCAGGGUUCCGUCGCGGAGGGCGGCUACGCGCGCGCCUGCGCCUCCAACGACUGCGAGCACCGCCGCCGCGGCAAGGCGUUGUCGGCGCCGCAGUUCGAGGAGCACGCGGGGGCGGCAUCGAAGGGCCACAACGACCACAUCUUCCUGACUUCCUCCCCAACGGCAAAUCGCUCCACCGCCUCUUCCACGAGCUCAGGGACGUGCCCGCCGAGCGCUUCCGGACGGCCGCCGGGGUGCCGAUGACGGUGCCCGAAUCGGACAUGCUUCAGGCCAGCGACGUGACGGUGGAGCAGCAGGCCCCCUCGGACGCCGCGGUGCAGGAGGCUCACACCGAGGACAUGCUCACCGAGGAGGAGAAGGCCGGCCUGUCCCUCCUUGACCUCUGCGGACGUAAUCCAGAGUCGGAUCCUAUGGGCGGCAUGGAAUGGCCUUCUCAGAUCCACCACGGCCUGAGUUUGAUAGACGCCGCACAGCAGAUUGAGAAUGCGGCCUGUGGCGACCAUGAGAUGCCUGAUGUGGUCGACGUAAGGAUUACAGGUGAAGAGCAACACAGGGACAAUGACUUGUCCACAGCCACCCAAGUCCAAGUGCAAGUCAUGGAAGCAGAGCGUCGGCCGGCGCGGGUGAAGCAAACAAAGCAUCGGCCAGAGCGAGUGCUGAAGAAGAAGUAUCGGCAAGUGGCAGAUACCAGGUUGGCGGAAACCAAGUAUAAGCCGGAUAGUUUACUUAGGGAGGUCAGAGGGUUGCUAUUCACCGGGCUUCUUGAAGGUUUCAGAGUGACCUACAGGAGGGAUGGGGUGGAGAUGCCUGGACGAAUAAACGGACAGGGAUAUUCCUGUGGCUGCUCACGAUGUGGUUACAGUACUAUAUUGAAUGCUUGUGAGUUUGAGAAGCAUGCUCGCAAGUCUACAAACAACCAAAAUGAUCACAUAUUCUUGGAGACUGGAGUUUCUCUCUAUAGGUUGAUACAGCCACUUAAAUAUCAAAGACUCGACUUGCUUGGGGACUUGAUUGAAGAACAGACUGGUCUCCCUCCAAAUUUGGUUGAAUAUGAAAAGUGGAAAGCUUCUUUUCAAGUGGAAGUGGAAUAUAAUGAUUCAGGUGCUGCGGCUUCAGAUUCUUGUUCAACUCAACGUUCACAGGAGUCUCCGGCAGGACUGACAACUCAUGUAACUAGAGCCACUACUUCGACAAGUGCCUUGAAAAAAUUUACUAGCGAUCCCAUCCCAAACCUGGACUGGAGUGCAUUCAGGAGGCCACGUUGGCAGUAUAAACAAGGAAGCAGUAAAACUUCAGCUCCAACCCUGAGUAGACGUCCUGGGAAAGAAACUUUCGGUCUAUCUACAAGAACUUCGAUGGAGACUGGCACUGAAGAAACUCCUGGCAAAAACACCUCAGGUCCACUCAGUUCUGAGGUUAUAAAGCCCAAUUUCAGGAGGCCACGGUGGCAGUAUAAACGAGGAAGCACUGAAUCUUCAGCUCCAACCUUGAGCAGAAGCCCUGAGAAAGGAACUUCGGAUCUAUCUACAGGAAUUUCAAUGAAAAGUGACACUGAAGAAACUCCUAGCAAGAAAACCGCAGGUCUACUCAGUUGUGAGGUUAUGAAGUCCAAUUUUGCUGCACCUGCUGCAGUAAUAUCACCGGCUUUACCAAGUCCAGUUUCAGUCGUUCAAGAGCCACCCCCAGAUCACAGUGUGGAGCCAAAGGCAAAAGAGUCACGGACAUCAAAAGUAAGGGAUAACACUUUGCACCCGCUGGUCUUCAAGGAGGGUGGCCUUCCAGAAUUUACUUUAUUGACGUAUAAGUUGAAGCACGGAGAGGUUCUAAAGCAAGGCUAUAAACGGGGUUCAUGCAUAGUCUGUGAUUGCUGCAAUGAAGAGCUUACUCCUUCACAAUUUGAAGACCAUGCUGGAAUGGGGAAAAGACGACAACCGUAUCGUAACAUUUAUACUCUAGAAGGAUUGACACUCCAUGAACUGGCACUAAAAUUGCAAGACAGUCUAAAUUCAAAUGGAGUCAGCAGCGUUGAUUUCUCCGACAUCGAUGACCCCCCUAACCUUGCUUCUUCAGGUUGUAGCAAAGAACGCUCCACCGCCAGCAGACCUAUUAUUGUUCCAUUCAAACGGACAUUACAAGAAAGCAUUGUUAUAGAGAGCUGCCAUUUGUGUGGUGAUGCCUCUACGACAGUUGGAAAAAUCAGUGAAGACAUGAUCAUCUUCUGUAACCAGUGCGAGAGACCGUGCCAUGUUAAAUGCUACAAUAAUGGACUUCAAGAAAAGAAGGCACCUCUGAAUGUUUUGGGAGAGUAUGUGAAGUUUCACUUCUGCUGCUGUCAAAAAUGCCAGUUACUUCAUGCUUCUUUGCACCAAGUGCUGAACAACCGUGAAAAGAUCAGACAUCAAAGGUCCAAUGUUUGUUGGCACCUUUUAAGUGGAAUGAAUCUGAGGCGCGAUGUGCAGCAUUACAUGAAUCAGAUUAUCGGAAUCUUCAAAGUUGCAUUUCCUGAAACAGAUGGUCAUGAGAGUGAGGUCAUCCAAGAUAUGGUUACUGCGGUUUUAAGCAGUGGAAAGAAGGAUUUUAGAGGAGUGUAUUGUGCAGUGUUGACCACAAGCAGUAAACUGGUUUUAUCAGCUGCAAUUCUGAAAGUGCGAACGGAAGAAGUUGCAGAACUUGUCCUUGUUGCUACACAUCCUGAGUACAGGAAUAAGGGCUACUUCAGACUUCUCCUAAGGCAAAUUGAGGCACAUCUGACAGCCCUGAAUGUUCGACUUCUCACGGCUCCUGUUGAUCCUGAAAUGGCCUCAAUCUGGUCGAACAGGCUCGGCUUCACCGUUUUAACGAACGAAGAGAAGGAGUCACUGCUGGAGAAACACCCCCUGGUGAUGUUUCAGGACCUGACAUUGAUGCAGAAACCACUUGCUAGCAAGCAGCCUGAUCCCGUGGUUUCAACAAACCAAGUUAUAAUUACAGAGCCAAGUGAUCCCGUGCUUUCAACAAACCAAAUUACAGUUACAGAGCCGAGUGAUCCCGUGGUUUCAACAAACCAAGUUACUAUUACAGAGCUGAGUGAUCCCGUGGUUUCAACAAACCAAGUUACUAUUACAGAGCUGAGCGCAGAGUUUUCAUAUCUUACACCGCCAGACGGGUGAUUAGAAGCUCAACCUUUGUAGAGAUAUCUCUAGUGCAGUAGCCUAUAGCUUAAUUAUGCACCCAUCUCAUCGGCCGAGUGGGUGCAACAUGCCGCGUGUGUGCUUGAUAUCUGUUGCCACACGUGUGUCAAGUUUAGAUGUGAUGGCAAAUGCUCUUGCCCGAGAGCGGUCUCAGGUGCAUAACUUAUGGUUUGUAAACUCAGUUCAGUUUAGCAGAUUGUGUAGCUGAUGUCAAUAUCUGUUGCAAUUGCACGUGUACUAGUCGUUUUGGUGUAAAUUUUGCAGUCUUGGGGUCUUUGAUAAUGUGCCUUAUGCAGUAGCA